UUAAUGUAAGAGUCGUGUGCAGACGGGUGUUUGGACAGUCACUGCUAAUAGCAGCUAAGCAGUGUCACAGACUCAAAAAGCUGUUUCCAGAGUUAACGAAGUGUUAAAUUCCCUGCCUUUAACACGUCGUUAAUAACGUGUGCUGUCGUGGUCAUUAAAGCACUUAAAUAUGAAUAUAAGACUUGUUCGCGAACUUCACAAGUGUUUGAUAGCUAAUCUAGCGGCUAGCAUUAGCAGCUUCCGCAAUAACAGUGACACUUGACUCACCUGAGAGUCUGAUAAAGCUUCAGUUUCUGAUUCCUGUCCCCCUUGGCGAUAGAAUCAUGGGAGGAAUGAAAUGAGACGGGAUUUCUAUUGGAAACUAAAUUCUAUUUUUGAUCAUCAAGAUCCCUUGGGCUUAGUUACAAAUGAUGAUAGCAGUAUCAGUGGAGCUCCUGUAAACAUUUAAUCAGAAUUAAUUUUUACUGUGAUUUGAAACAAGGUGCCACUGCCGAGAGGACGCAGAAUGCAGACUAUUAAGUGUGUUGUGGUGGGCGAUGGGGCAGUGGGCAAGACCUGCCUCCUCAUCUCCUACACCACCAACGCCUUUCCCGAGGAGUACAUCCCCACCGUGUUCGACAACUACAGCGCUCAGAUGAGCGUGGACGGCCGUACGGUCAGCCUCAACCUGUGGGACACGGCGGGGCAGGAGGAGUACGACCGCCUGCGCACACUCUCCUACCCGCAGACCAACGUCUUCAUCAUCUGCUUCUCCAUCGGCAGCCCCUCGUCCUUCGCCAAUGUACGGCACAAGUGGCACCCCGAGGUGUCCCACCACUGCCCCAGCGUUCCCAUCCUGCUGGUGGGCACCAAGCGGGACCUGCGCUCGGACGCGGAGACGCUGAAGAAGCUGAAGGAGCAGGGCCUGGUGCCCACCUCUCUCCAGCAGGGCGGCGCUCUGGCCAAGCAGAUCGGCGCUGUCAAGUACAUGGAGUGCUCUGCCCUGCUGCAGGAGGGAGUGCGGGAGGUGUUUGUGGAGGCCGUGCGCGCCGUGCUCUACCCCGUUACCAAAAAACACGCCAAGAAGUGUGUGCUCUUAUAGUCGGCCGUGACAGAGAUGAACUUGUGAACAAGCUGCGCAGCCGCUCUCGCUCUUUUCUUCGUCUCUCAUUGCCUUGUAAAUCUGUCUGUUGAAGUUGCUUGCCUGUUUUUUUUUUUAAUUGUUGUUGUUGUUGAUUAAUAACAGUUUGUUGCCAGUAGGGGCGCGACGAUAAAUCAAUUAGAUUCUGCGAUUUUCCGAAUGCAUCGCGAUUCUCUCUUGAAUUGAUUCUGAUUCUUAGUUCUGAACAGCAGAUGGCGCUGCGUGCUUCAGAAACAGCUAAACUCUGCUCGCUUCCAGUUCCUUACUCGCACACCACUUGAACAUAAAGUAAUCAUUCAUAAAGUUCUUAAAGGUUGAAGCGAAUUACAGUGGGCUGUGUUUACAUUAAUCUCAUGUCAUAAAA
This is a messenger RNA of Sinocyclocheilus rhinocerous, 1484 nucleotides long. Its product is annotated as rho-related GTP-binding protein RhoG-like. Bases 506 to 1081 code for a protein of 191 amino acids. NCBI's taxonomy places the organism in Eukaryota, Metazoa, Chordata, Actinopteri, Cypriniformes, Cyprinidae. Gene Ontology annotation, molecular function: GTP binding; GTPase activity. The record is from RefSeq and is a predicted model, not a curated record. The transcript is spliced from 2 exons. Gene Ontology annotation, biological process: small GTPase-mediated signal transduction.